CCGUUCAAGAUCUACAUUAUUAAAUUCGUCUACGUGCCGAAUGUGCAUAGACCAUCUGGUCCGUGGAGGCCACCUGACGUGAACAACGUCGAAGCUUGCGCAAGAGCUUGUUACUUUAACUGUAUGUGUGCUGGAUUUGAAUGGCAAAAUGGCAUUUGCAUUGGAUACCAAACAGUUUCCCGAGGCGAAUCGCCAAGAGGCAUAAACCUUUGGUUCAAAAGAAGACCGCCAGCUGGAGAAGUCUGGACUGGAGUUAUGCCUCACCUUAAAUACGAGCCUGGCUAUUACUAUCCGGACUCAUCGCUGCUCAUUCACAAUGUUCUGGAUAUUCAAAUUUGAGAAUUGACUGGUAUGUUAUUCUACAUGCAUUUCGUAUUUAUUCCGGGCAAUCACAUGCCCUCAGGCCCACAAAUUAUUCACGAUGUUCGAGACGUCAAUACUUGCGCUAAAAGAUGUUUCUUUGACAAUCGUUGCGUCGCGUUUCAUUAUUAUACAGGACUAUGUACAUUGUAUCGUUCACUUAAUAGAGGACGUCCUCAGUACCUCUUUUUGUGGAUAAAGAAGUCUGCGCUGGAACCACUCAGGAAAUACAUUAUCAAGUUUGUAUUCGCGCCAAAUAUGCAUAGACCCGCGGGACCAUGGCGACCACGUAACACGGAGAACAUUGAAGCUUGCGCAAAAGCCUGUUACCUCAAUAGAAUGUGUGCUGGAUUUGAAUGGUUAGACGGGAAAUGUGUUGGUUACAACACAGUAACGCAAGGUCCGCUACUGAAAAGGCUUGAUCUUUGGUUCAAAAAAAGGCCACCAACUGGAGAAGUAUGGUCUAAGGACAUGCCAUAUCUUGCAUACCUGCCUGGCUAUUAUUACCCGAUUUCACCACUAGUCACUCGUGAUGUACCAGACAUUCAGGCUUGUGCGCAAGCAUGCUUUAGUAACCUUGUCUGUGCAGCGUUCGACUACCGCGCCAGAGCUUGCUUCUUUUUUACAACUCUGGAGGAUGGUCCGAAUCGGACUUUCAUCUGGCUCUGGGAGAAGAAGCCAAGUGCAAGAGGUAGUAAUGGUGACGAGCACAACUUUGAGAUUGAUGAAUCUGAGACAUUUUCAGGACUACUUUCGGAUCAGCUAUUUCUCACAUACUUUGUUUUUGCACCUGGUCGACAUCAGCCAUCAAGGUCUUAUAGACUUUAUCAGAUUUUCAGCACACGUUUGUGUGCAAGGCAAUGCUAUUUUGAAUCGUCAUGUGUUGCAUUUUUGUACAGAGAAGGAAUAUGCACUUUAUAUUACUCACUUAAAGGUGGCAUUUCUGGAAACCUUCUUUUGUGGGUGAAGAGAAGUGCUAUAGAGCCGCUUAAGCAGUAUAUAAUACGAUUCGUUUAUGCACCAAAUAUAUACAGGCCAGCGAUGCCCUGGAAACCAAAUAAUGUGCAUUAUAUCGACAGUUGCGCCAAAACAUGCUACUUUGCUAAAAACUGUGUCGGAUUCCAGUGGAAAAACGAAAUUUGUAUUUGUUAUGCUUCACUUUCGCACGGUUUAGCAUUGAAAAGACUUGAUGUGUGGUUAAGAAGACAGCCUCUGACAGAGGAAGCUAUGAAAAUAGAUUUUCCACAUUUGGUUUACGCACCAGGUUAUUAUAUUCCGGCACCAGCUAAAAGUUAUUUUCGUAUACGUGAUAUUCAAAUGUGCGCGCAAAUGUGUUUUGAGACUCCAGCGUGCAUAGCAUUCAGGUAUUCAAGUAGAACUUGUCUUCUUUUUCCGUCUCUUGACAGUGGGUUAUCUCGUAUAUACAUUCGAGUCUGGGAGAAAAGACCAAAUUCCAGAGGACUAAUGACAGUGGGAGUGUAUAUAAUGUACUUUCUUUUCGUACCUGGCUUUCAUAGUCCCUCUGGUUCAAAAAUCGUACAGUACGUUCCUAACCUUAAUAUCUGUGCAAAAAGCUGCUAUUUGGAUGAGACUUGCAUAGGAUUUGGAUACCCUGACAGAGUCUGCGUGCUGUAUCAUUCUUUUGCAGGAGGCACUCGUACCUAUAUUUAUUUAUGGGUAAAGAUUAGCAAUCCCGGGUCAAACGUCCAUCCUGAUAUUUCUCGACUGGCCAUAAUUGUUGGUCGAUACAGGCUUAUCGGUGAGGAAAAACCAUUAAAAAUUCAUGAUAAGAGAGCUUGUGUCAGGUACUGCUUUUCGAAUCCUCGAUGCGUUGCUUAUCGAUAUGAUCUAACUGGAUGUCGACUAUAUAAAGGUUAUGAACCUAGAAGUGAUUAUCCUAUUACUAUUUUCUUCAGAAGACCAGCACUUCUACUAGAAGAACGGGAAAGGUUACCUGUGUUUGCCUCACCAUCGAUUUUAUUUGGGCGGUACAAACUUUAUGGAGAAGAAAACCCACGACACAUUCACGGACAACACUCAUGUGCUGUCCACUGCUUCCGGAACCCUAAAUGUGUUGCUUGGCGUUAUAAGGACUCUGUGUGCAAAAUCUAUAAAUCUUACGCUGCUGGAAAGGAAUAUCCAGUUACCAGUUGGGCUGGUAUUGAAACUUUUGAUCCUGCAGCUUGCAGUGGCGUAAACAGUGAUUCUCUUUAA
This is a messenger RNA of Enterobius vermicularis (human pinworm), 2574 nucleotides long. The record is from the annotation of a GenBank genome assembly. NCBI's taxonomy places the organism in Eukaryota, Metazoa, Nematoda, Chromadorea, Rhabditida, Oxyuridae.